AUAGCUACCUUACCGAUAUAUAUUUCUGGAGUUCUGGAAAGCUCUUCAGAUCUGGAUCGAAAGGAGCAGGAACGGCGAAGUUCGCCGGAAACGGUGAUGGCGGAGUCGUUGGAGAAAGUUGACCAGGCUAGAACUUCUUCGACUUCCGGCGAAGUUUCCGUGGAAUUAGAGAAGGAAGCUGAAGGCGGAAGUAUUAGAAAUGGUUAUGGUGGUGAAGUACACACCGUCGACUGUAGCAGCAGUGAUGCUCCAGUUUCUAAUGGCGGAGGAACCGCUGGGAGUAUCUCCAGAGUGACUACAUUACAACCUGAAAUUCUGAGUUUAGACAAAUUGGAACCACCUUUAAAUAAUCUUACGUUGGAAAGAGCAAAAACUGAGGGCCAGAGGCAUCAUAACAUACUUUCUGAAGAGGCAGCACAAAUUUUUGACGACAAAAUUCCUGUGCAACAGAAGCUCAAAUUGUUGAACAGAAUAGCUACUGUCAAAGAUGAUGGAACUGUAGAGUUUGAAUUUCCUGGAGAUGUUGAACCUCAGGCUAUAGGAAUUGCCAGUGAACAACCAUCUGAAGCUGAUGACAUACCUCUUGAUGAUACAGAACUUCGCUAUAUUCCACCACUACAGAUAGUGAUGCUUAUAGUUGGAACACGUGGUGAUGUGCAACCAUUUAUUGCAAUUGGAAAGAAAUUGCAGGACUAUGGCCAUCGUGUAAGGCUGGCAACUCAUUCAAAUUUUAAAGAGUUUGUGUUGACUUCUGGGUUGGAAUUCUAUCCUCUUGGUGGCGAUCCAAAAGUCCUUGCUGGAUACAUGGUUAAGAACAAAGGUUUUCUGCCAUCAGGACCUUCAGAAAUACCUAUCCAACGGAAUCAAAUAAAGGAAAUAAUAAAUUCUUUACUCCCUGCUUGUAAAGAACCUGAUGUUGAUACGGGAAUUCCUUUCAAAGCUGAUGCAAUUAUUGCAAAUCCUCCAGCAUAUGGACAUACACAUGUUGCAGAGGCAUUAAAAGUUCCACUCCACAUAUUUUUUACAAUGCCAUGGACGCCAACUAGUGAAUUUCCCCAUCCUUUAUCCCGUGUUAAACAACCAGCAGGAUAUAGGCUUUCAUAUCAGAUUGUUGACUCCUUAAUCUGGCUAGGAAUAAGGGAUAUGAUAAAUGAUGCAAGAAAGAAAAAACUGAAGCUACGGCCAGUCACUUACCUGAGUGGCUCACAAGGCUCUGAGUCUGAUAUUCCACAUGGUUACAUAUGGAGUCCCCACCUUGUUCCUAAGCCAAAAGAUUGGGGACAAAAGGUGGAUGUUGUAGGUUUUUGCUUCCUUGAUCUAGCAUCAAAUUAUCAGCCUCCUGAACCACUUGUAAACUGGCUUAACGCUGGUCCAAAACCCAUUUACAUUGGAUUUGGUAGCCUUCCUGUUCAAGAGCCAGAGAAAAUGACCCAAAUAAUUGUUGAAGCAUUGGAGAAAACUGGGCAAAGAGGCAUCAUUAACAAAGGCUGGGGAGGCCUUGGUAACUUGGCUGAACCAAAGGACUUCAUAUAUUUGCUGGAUAAUGUCCCUCAUGAUUGGCUCUUCUUGCAAUGUGCUGCCGUGGUGCACCAUGGAGGUGCUGGAACAACAGCUGCUGGUCUUAAGGCUGCGUGUCCAACAACAGUUGUACCUUUCUUUGGUGACCAACCAUUUUGGGGUGAGAGAGUACAUGCUAGAGGUGUAGGUCCUGCUCCUAUACCAGUCGAUGAAUUCACACUUCCAAAAUUGGUUCAUGCAAUUAAUUUCAUGUUAGAUGCGGAGGUUAAAGAGCGUGCAGUUGCACUUGCAAAGGCUAUGGAGGAUGAAGAUGGAGUAACAGGAGCAGUGAGAGCCUUCCUCAAACAUCUGCCGCGUAAAAAAAUGGAGCCCGAGCCAGUACCUGCAGCUUCAAGCUUUCUGUCUAUAACAAAAUGCUUUGGCUGCUCUUAGGAUUUUAUUUGUGGUACCAUGCUUUUGGAUUUGUCUAUUCUUGAUUAGUCGUAGAUUUUUGAUAGUGUAAUUAUGUUUGCACCUCGUUUUUUCUUUGGCCUUUCUCCAGUCCUAAGUUUUCUUACCUUGUCUAUAGCUUUUCAAAAUCGGGUUAGUUUUUCCUCUCGCCAAUUCCAAUCCCCAGUCAAAGGGAAGAAAUGUAUUCAUGCACUCGGCGGUUACCGGUCAUCUUGAUUAAUCUUCACUCAAUUAAGAAAUUAUUCUUAAUCAUUCA
Molecule: messenger RNA, 2224 nt
Organism: Coffea eugenioides
Lineage: Eukaryota; Viridiplantae; Streptophyta; Magnoliopsida; Gentianales; Rubiaceae
Product: sterol 3-beta-glucosyltransferase UGT80A2
Exons: 14
Coding region: 97-1950 (617 amino acids)
Biological process (GO): carbohydrate metabolic process
Molecular function (GO): hexosyltransferase activity; UDP-glycosyltransferase activity
Source: RefSeq, a predicted model, not a curated record